AUGAGCUACGGUCCCCUGUUCUGGCUCGUCAAACUUUCCCUCUUUGUCCUCUUCAUCCAAAUCUUCCGCCCCUUCAGAUGGGUCCGCUAUUGUUGCUGGAUUGGCGCCGUCGUUACUGGACUCUUUUACUUCGCGAAGCUUAUCGUCUAUGCCAGCUUAUGUCUCCCAAGUGUACAUGGCGACCAUACUGCUCUUGGAUACGUCAAGGCAUGGGCCUCGCCUCAGUGCAAGAACUUAACAGAGCUUAUGCUAGCCACGGGUGCUGUCAAUGUCGUGAGCGAUCUCUAUCUCAUGAUUUUGCCAUUACCUGCUGUAUGGCAACUGAAUUUGCCAAGGAAACGCAAGAUAGGCAUAUCGUUCAUGUUCCUUACGGGAGCUGUCAACGUCGAGAUUACAGCCGGCAUAGCCGUCUCCUGCAUGCCCGCGACCGCCGCGGUAUUCAACCACUUCAAACCCACGAUCCGCAGCCUCCUCUCCUCCACCGCCUCCUCCCUCGGUCUGAAACGCUCCUCUGUGCGAUGUACGCUCACCUCGCUCACCCCGCGCCGUUUCCACACCGGGACGAAUGGGGCCAAGGCGGGGUGUCCUAAGUUACCUAGUGUGUGUCAAUCAGCGCGACCGUUUGUGGUGGAUGGGCUUGCGAGUGAGGAGGGCAGAGGUGAUUGGAGGGAAUUGGCGAAGAUUGGAGAGGGGAAGGCGAUGGGUCAGGAUCGUGGACUGGUGGUUAUUGAGGUUGAGAAGGUUGGUGAAAGGGAUGCUGAUGGGGGUGAUAGCGUAUGA
Messenger RNA from Bacidia gigantensis, 780 nucleotides. RefSeq lists its product as uncharacterized. The record is from RefSeq and is a predicted model, not a curated record. NCBI's taxonomy places the organism in Eukaryota, Fungi, Ascomycota, Lecanoromycetes, Lecanorales, Ramalinaceae. The coding region runs from base 1 to 780 and encodes 259 amino acids. The transcript has 2 exons.